UCGUGCCUGAUUUCCCCGCCGGGCUCGUUUCGGCUCAAACUUGACACCGACGUAAUGUCGGCGUUAAUUGGCCGAUUUUCUGGCCAGCUGCGGACUGUUGGGGAGAAUGAAAAUUGUGACGCAGUUGCCUAAAACAUCUUUGGUUUGCCUGCUGCAGCGCCGCUGUCGCUCCUUGCGUCACCUGCACCAGCUGCUGCAAAACGUCUGCGCAGUGCUCUCCUGCCAGUGGCCAUAUAGCGAUACAUUUUUUAAUCAAUGUAAAGCGUAUUCAGUCGGGGUGAAAAAUGUUGGGGGGUAGACGGGGUCUGAGAGAAGUAGUUGUUUCGGAAAGGCUUGGGAGUUGUAGUUCCGCAUCCCAAGCGGAGCCGCAACCCUCAAUGGCCUCCUCCAGGAAGAAGAACUACAACACCCACACGGCCAAAGCUCUCUGGAUACUUUGUAAACUCUGUGCAAGUUGCUUGCCUGGACUGCUACGUUAGGUAUGCAAGCUAGUGCUUUCCGUUCGUCUCUACGCGUUGGCUAUUUUAUCCAAAGUUUGGCCUCUAGAAAUUUUCAGCUGAAUUCCCAUCUGACUACACUGGCCAAUAUCCACAAGAUCCAUCACACCUUACAUCGGCUGAAUCUGACCGAAGACGUUGGACCGGACAGUCACCCGUCAGCUUGCUGCUCCAGAGCCAUGCCGCCGAGAAAAAAGAGGAGACCUUCUGCCGGAGAGGACCUGUCGGCCAAGAAAAGUCGCCAAGACAGCAUUUUCAGAAAACACGAGACAUCGCAGAUCCGGGAGGAGGAGACGUUUUCCAGUAAAAGAUGUUUGGAGUGGUUCUAUGAGUAUGCAGGUUGUGACGACGUCGUGGGUCCAGAGGGCAUAGAGAAGUUCUGCGAGGACAUUGGAGUAGAGCCAGAGAAUGUGGUGAUGCUGGUUCUGGCUUGGAAGCUGGAUGCUCAGAGUAUGGGGUACUUCACUCUUCAGGAGUGGCUAAGAGGCAUGGGCUCACUGCAGUGCGAUUCCACUGAGAGACUGAGGAAUUCCCUCGACUACCUGAGAUCUGUCCUGAACGACAGCACCAGUUUUAAGCUCAUCUACAGAUACGCCUUUGAUUUCGCUCGGGAAAAAGAUCAGAGGAGUCUGGACUUGAACACAGCAAAGUGCAUGCUGGGGCUUCUCCUGGGGAAAACAUGGCCUCUGUUUCCUGUGUUUAAUCAGUUUUUAGAGCAAUCCAAGUACAAAGUCGUCAACAAAGACCAGUGGUGCAAUGUUUUAGAGUUCAGCAGGACAAUCAACCUGGACCUUAGUAACUAUGAUGAAGACGGUGCCUGGCCUGUUUUGCUGGAUGAGUUUGUGGAAUGGUACAAGGAAAGACAGAUGUCAUAGCUGCAGAUGAGGGGUGAGGGGGAGAAUGGAAGAAAAAAAAAAAGUUUAACUGUGACCACAACUACUCUUGAGCAUAAACAACCAAUAAGCAAAACCCAACAAAAUCGGUAAGGCAGUGACAGUUGGUGCCUCCUGGUUAAAAAGAAGGGGUUCGGCUGUGGGUGGGUGGGGGGUUUUGCCGCUCUCCGACUCCCCGUUUGGAGGAGCGCUGUCCUUGUGGAGUUAUGCUCCCUAUGGAAGUUGCAUUGUGGGUGGACCCCUGUUCCCGAACCCCGCCGAGUGGCGUUGCUCUCUGUCACUGUGACGUCUCAUAUUGUUGUCUGUGUUGGGAUAACAUGGUAUCUAUCAUACACUGACGGUGGGAACAAAAUGGCGUAGUCAGCGCAGGGAAACCAAGAGGGGGCGACCAUUCAAGCGUUGCGUUCGAGUCUCAACCAGGAUCACUCGGAAACCUCUAGGCACACACACACACACAUUAAAAGACCCGUGCAAUGAACUUCGACCUGAGCUCCUCGGGACAGAUGGCACUAACUACUGUCUGUGGGUUUGUUUAGUUUAGUAGUUCUCCUUAAAGCACACUGUGUCAAAGGGUUGACUGCAGGUUUCUGAUGCCUGCACCGUUUACCAUCAGAAAAAGCCAGUUUGUUCUUUCCCUCCAUUUUUUCUUUCUUCCCUUAUCCCUCCUCCUGUUUUGCUGAUAACUUUCUGCUAGCCCCAUGCAAAGACUUCAGACCUCAUAACACCAAACGAAUCAGCAUUGCUGCUUACUAACUCUUACUACAGUGCAACCGUGAGCCACCAGUGCUCUGCUCUGCAUUCAUUGGUCUAACGACGGUUUAUGUCUCUACGCUGCGUAGAUAAGAGUGUUACUGUGCCUCAAACAUGGAAAGUCGCAUUGUGUGUCCCGCACAGAUACCAACAAACCCUAACAUUUCUACAUGUGACUCUACGGUGCCUUUCAAAGGUAUUCAUACCUCUUACUUUUUUUUUUUCCUCCGAAGUUUGUUGCAAAACAAACACAAACUCCUACGCAUUUUGUUGAGAUUUGACGUAAUGGACCAGCACAAAGUAGUGCUUCGUUCUCAAGCGGAAGGAAAACGAUGCAUAAAAAAAAAUAAAAAUUGGACCAUGCAUUUGUAUUCAACCCCCCAGAAUUAGUCCUGCUUACAACUACUUUUCAGCAAUUAGAGUUGGAAUUUUUUUUUGGUUUGUUUUGGUUAUUUAAGUCUACUAGUUGUGUUAAUUUGAACGUCCAACUAAAAGUCAAGUUGUUUGUUUUUUUUGCGGACUCCAACCAAUUUUCUUACUGUGUUUUGCUAAUUUAGUAGUUUGCCUAUCAACUCUGUUUCUGCAAAGAACAGCAUCACCACAGCAUGAUCCUGCCACCACCAUAAAUAACGGUGGGGAUGAUGAAGUGGGCGACAUGCAGUUUUCCAUAACAGGGUUUUCCCUCUUGGCUAGAAAGUUAAAUCUUGAUCUCAUCUGACCUGAGUUUUCUGUAUCUUAUGGUAAAUGCCACUUCUGAUGACUUCUUUAAUGCAUUUCCUUUGGCCAUUCAUACCGUACUUGAGGGUCAGAUUUGUGGAGUACGAGUCUUAGAUUAUUUAGUUUUUCACACCUUCUUCUGCUUAUCCAGCUGUUGUCUGUCUGGGUAGACAGUUUCACCACUUCAUUUACAUUUUAAGAUGAAUAUUUGACGAAUACCCUGAACAAUCUUCCAAGCUCAGGAUGUCAGCUCUACUUUAAAUCCUUGUCUGAAUUUAUUUAAUAAAAUACGUUUGUUUUUUGUUUUUUUCAAACAAUUUUAAAUUUGAAUAGAUUAAUUUGAAUAUAGCAUGUACCAGAUGUAUUUAGUAAAUAAGCUAUGUUGGAAAGGAUUUAGAAUGAAUGUGACCACUAGAGAACAGCAAAGUGCUUCCAGUAUAAUUUAAUAUGCAAUAGUGGUACGCAUACACCACCUUGUUUCCAUAGCGUUUAAACAUCUUCACAACUUUCUCCGUGGCCUGUCUGCUAUAAAAACUCUGGUCUUUAUAGAGUUUUCUGUUUUUUUUCCAGAGUAAAUAGGACCUGAUGCAAACACACCACACAACUCUCAAAUUAGGAUAAAAACAAAACUUAAUUUUCCCUCCACUUCAGUAUGGUGCACUGCUUUGUGUUGGUUUGUCACAAAAAAAAAAUCCCCAUCAAAAUGCGCCGAUGUUUGUGUUUACAACUUGACAAACUGUGGGGAAAAAAAAUCAGGGGUGCUCGACGCUUUUUGGAAGACACCGUACAUUCAGGACAUGCAGUCAGUGACACACAAGUAGUCAGGUAACCUUUCAGGACGAUUUCAGACUGUUUAGGCUGUGUUACAUAGUGCCAGAUGGUGUCCAUUUUUUUUGUCUUGGUAUUUGGCAUUUGUUCGUCUUCCUCAGUCCAUGGAUAGUUUCUGGUCUCCUUUUAACGAGUAGCAUUCCUCCCAACGCUGACAGUGUUACUACAGCUGCAGUGGAACACCCGAGACCCUCCGAGGACGCGGCGUCCUUUAGGCUAGCGAGGUAGGUUUGCUCAAAGCGUUUCUUUGUACCACCCGUAGGGCGUAAACGAAAAAAAAUGUGGACACUGACCGUUUGAAAGUGUGUGAUGAUGCUAUGCUGUUCUGUUUGCCUAGUGUAAUGUUCUUGUAACACAUGUAUAAAAUCUUUUUUGUCUUUGACUGUGAUGUGAUGCUGCACCGUCAGAAGAUUUACUAUUUGCAUGCAUGCUCUGACAGAGCCUUUUGUGAAUGGAUGAGAUUUUUUGAAAACAUUUUUCAGACAUGCUUUGUUUUGUACAGUUAUUUGUGCAUGUGUUUUGUGCUUAAUUUGACAAACACAGUCAUGUUAGUUUAUUUUUCCUAUGAAAAAAAAAAUUAAAAAAUACAAUUGUGUCCACUACGACCUGGAACACACCUGUAAACCUCAUGGUGGCUCAGGAGUUCCCUCCUGCAUUUAUCCCAUCCCACGCAUCAUUAUGUAGAGAGUAAUAAGACAGCUGCAACCGGUGUGAAGACUCUUAUUUUAUUUUGAAGUUCAUGCAAUAUAUAUUUUUUUUAUAUAUACAUAUAUAUAAAAAAAAAUUUCUGCAGUUGUUAUGAUGCACAUAAAAAUCAGUCGUUAGAUCACACACAUACGAUUCCAUUGGGGAUCUCCACCAUUAGCAAAAACUGGAUUUAACUGUUUCCUUGCUUACCAAAUACUGUGUAGAGAUAAAUCUUUUAGUAUUCUCCAAUGAAAAUGCAGGAGGAUGAACAGCCUUGUCCCGACUGUAAAUAUGUAUGUAAACAAUGAGUGUCUAUAUGUUUGUUUUCACUAUAACCAAUGUCUAUACACAUAAAUAAAAAGGUUUAUUAACUUA
Xiphophorus hellerii (green swordtail) is the source of this 4747-nucleotide messenger RNA. RefSeq names its product DCN1, defective in cullin neddylation 1, domain containing 4 (S. cerevisiae) (gene dcun1d4). Gene Ontology annotation, biological process: protein neddylation. The transcript has 11 exons. Gene Ontology annotation, cellular component: ubiquitin ligase complex. The coding region runs from base 482 to 1372 and encodes 296 amino acids. Gene Ontology annotation, molecular function: cullin family protein binding; ubiquitin conjugating enzyme binding; ubiquitin-like protein binding. Lineage: Eukaryota; Metazoa; Chordata; Actinopteri; Cyprinodontiformes; Poeciliidae. The record is from RefSeq and is a predicted model, not a curated record.